This is a messenger RNA of Symphalangus syndactylus (siamang), 2065 nucleotides long. RefSeq names its product zinc finger protein 254-like. Gene Ontology annotation, biological process: regulation of DNA-templated transcription. The record is from RefSeq and is a predicted model, not a curated record. Lineage: Eukaryota; Metazoa; Chordata; Mammalia; Primates; Hylobatidae.
AACCCAGGAGGCAGAGGUUGCAGUGAGCCGAGAUGGCGCCACUGCACUCCAGCUUGGGCAACAGAGCUAGACUUCGUCUAGACAAAAAAUAAAAAAUUAAAAAUUAAAAGAGAUCAUAAAAUAUGUAUAAAAAUCUAGAAUGGUCAAAAAGACAAAUUUGAUGGACUUUAUUUUUGUUAUUAUUUUUUUUUUUGAGACAAAGUCUCCUUCUGUCGCCCAGGCUAGGGUGCAGUGGCAGGAUCUCGACUCACUGCAACCUCAGCCCCCCGGGUUCAAGGAAUUCUGCUGCCUCAGCCUCCCGGGAAGCUGGGGUUACAGGCGCGCGCCACCAUGCCCAGCUAAUUUUUUUUCUUUUAUUUUUUUGAGACGGAAUUUUACUCUUGUUGUCCGGGCUGGAGUGUAAUGACGUGAUCCACGCUCACUGCAGCCUCCACCUCCCGGGUUCAAGCAGUUCUCCUGCCUCAGCCUCCCGAGAAGCUGGGAUUACAGGCACGUGCCACUACGCCCAGCUAAUUUUGUAUUUUUAGUAGAGAUGAGGUUUCACCAUGAUAGGCUGGUCUCGAACACCUGACCUCAUGUGAUCCGCCCGCCUCGGCCAUCGAAAGUGCUGGGAUUACCGGCAUAAGCCACCGCGCCCAGCUGAUGGAUUUACUUAUAAUGGUUUAUCAAAUUAGCUUUAGUACUGAUAAUACAUUAUUACUAAACUAAAAGUUGAUUUUUUCUUGAACAAAAAUUUUAUGUAUUAUUAAUAUACAUAAAAUAUGUUUGUUCACAUUUCGAAUACAUUGAAAAAGAGAGAGGGCAAAAAAGAUACAGAAUUUUCCCAUGCUCUGGGGUGGGCCUGGCUCAGCUCAGGGAGGAAGCCCUGCCCCAUAAGGCUGCAGCUUAGGCUGUCACUCUUUCUUCAGCCUAGGGUGUGAUCACAUCUUCUAUCACUCAGGGUCUGAGUAGGCGGGGCCUUAAACGUUAUCCAACUAGGGACGUUGGGCUGGGAACUGUCCAAUCAGGCACACAGCUGGACUGGACAAGGCGGCUUCCGGGAUAUGGCGGGGUCUUUGUCUCUCGCUGUUGCCGGAGCUCCAGGUCUGUCUUCACUGCUCUGUGUCCUCUGCGCCUAGAGGCCCAGCGUCUGUGGCGCUGUUACCAGCAGGUAUUGGAGAUCCACAGCUAAGAUACCAGGACCCCCUAGAAGCCUAGAAAUGGAACUGUUGACAUUUAGGGAUGUGGCCAUAGAAUUCUCUCUGGAGGAGUGGCAACACCUGGACGUUGCACAGCAGAAUUUAUAUAGAAAUGUGAUGUUAGAGAACUACAGAAACCUGGCCUUCCUGGGUAUUGCUGUCUCUAAGCCAGACUUGAUCACCUGUCUGGAGCAAGGGAAAAAGCCUUGGAAUAUGAAGCGACAUGAGAUGGUGGAUGAACCCCCAGGUAGGUGAGAGUGAAUACAACAGAUGACAUGGAUGAGAGGUCCAAAGUCAAGAAGAAAGCCGCUCUUUAAAGUGAUUUAGGAAGGUGUGUUCCAAAGGAAAUAGUUUCUGGGAAGCCUAAAUCUUUUUUUAAAUUAUACUCUCACAUAGGGGCAUCUUCUGCUUAUGCCUGUAAAAUCUAAGAAUUCUACUUUCCCUUCAGUGAUCUUCCUUCAAGUUUACAGUGACAGCCGAAGUACUGUUCAUGGCAUACAAAAGAGUGUACAAUCUGACUUCUUUUUUCUUGUUUUGUGGACAGGCAGAUCUAUCUCCAUAAUUUUGAGAUACUCUAUGUUAAACUGUUUUUUAAGUUCUCUUUUUGCAUCAUGUCUGAAAUGUGUGAGAGUAGUAGUUUCUGUUCUAUUGAGUUUUUUCUUUUUGGUUUAUUUUUCUGCACAUUUCAUCCUGUUUUCAUUACUAUAGUCUUGAAAUAUAGUUUGAAAGCAUAAAGUAGGAUGUCCUUCUGCUUUGUUCUUUUUCCUCAAGAUUGCUUUGGCUAUUCAGUUUAUUGUAGUUUCACGUACAUUUUAGGAUUGCAUUUUUCAUUACUGUGAAGAAAAACACUGGAAUUUUGAUAAGGAAUUCAUUGAAUCUACAGGUCA